Danio aesculapii is the source of this 7485-nucleotide messenger RNA. It is a transcript of the gene kctd3, whose product is annotated as potassium channel tetramerization domain containing 3. NCBI's taxonomy places the organism in Eukaryota, Metazoa, Chordata, Actinopteri, Cypriniformes, Danionidae. Gene Ontology annotation, biological process: protein homooligomerization. The record is from RefSeq and is a predicted model, not a curated record. Gene Ontology annotation, molecular function: protein binding. The transcript is spliced from 18 exons. The coding region runs from base 313 to 2778 and encodes 821 amino acids.
CACUGUGUUCCAGCAUCGCUCUAUGGCGCCCACAACACAGAACAGAGCGAUCCCGAGUCCACCAGGUUGCAGAAAGGGGCCUUUGACAGUCGAAGGCCGUGUUUUGAGUAGUUUAAAAAAGCUCUGAAUAUGGACAACACUGUGUACGUACAGCCCCAUCUCACUCGUUUCUCUCGGGACGCGUAGUUUAUGGGUUCGCAGGGUCGCGAGGAAGAACAAGGAGAAUCCCGAGGACUCCAGCUGGAUCCAUGAAGAAUCUGGAUCUUCAAACCGCCCGUUUUCCUCCUCGCUGAGCGUAAGGAUUUAGACAGGAUGGCUGGAACUGGGAACAGCUCAACAUCUGGAAUGGGUGACAUCAUCCAGCUGAAUGUUGGGGGAACGAGAUUUAGCACAUCAAGGCAGACUCUGACAUGGAUUCCUGACUCUUUCUUCUCAAGUUUACUUAGUGGGAGAAUAUCAACACUACGGGAUGAAACUGGAGCUAUCUUCAUUGACAGAGACCCAACAGCAUUUGCACCCAUUUUAAACUUCCUUCGAACUAAAGAAUUGGACUUGAGAGGGGUUAACAUAAGCAUCCUACGACACGAAGCUGAGUUCUAUGGUAUAACACCUUUAGUGCGACGCUUACUGCUUUGUGAAGAACUGGAGAGGUCCUCUUGUGGAAGUGUGCUGUUUCAUGGCUACCUCCCUCCACCAGCUCUGCCGGUGCGGAGCAGUGCUGUUGGACAGGCUUCAACUGUUGUUGGUCCAGAGGAGCGCUCGGGUCCCGCUGGUGCAGAGGGGGGUUACCCUCGCUCCUGCCAACAGUCUUCUCUGCCUGGACCCUCUGGGGCAGAUGGACCACACAGACUGGGAUCACCAGUGGACCCUAGGAAGGUGCUAAUUGUCGCUGGCCAUCAUAACUGGAUUGUAGCUGCUUAUGCACAUUUUGUCAUUUGCUACAGGAUAAAGGAAUCCUCAGGCUGGCAGCAGGUGUUUUCCAGCCCUUACCUGGACUGGGCCAUUGAGCGUGUGGCUCUCAAUGCUAAAGUUGUAGGCGGACCACAUGGAGAUAAAGACAAGAUGGUGGCAGCGUCAUCAGAGAACAGAAUUAUAUUGUGGAGCAUCCAGGACGGAGGGAAUGGAAAUGAAAUAGGUGUGUUCAGUCUUGGUGUACCUGUUGAUUCUCUAUUUUUCAUCGGGAGUCAGCUAGUCGCCACCAGUCACACGGGGAAGGUAGGAGUGUGGAACGCCGUCACACAGCACUGGCAGGUGCAGGAUGUGGUGCCCAUCACAAGCUGUGACACUGCUGGCUCUUUCCUCUUGUUGGGCUGUAACAACGGCUCCAUUUACUAUAUCGACAUGCAGAAGUUUCCGCUGAGAAUGAAGGACAAUGAUUUGCUGGUGACAGAGCUUUAUCACGACCCUUCAAACGAUGCCAUCACAGCCCUCAGUGUCUACCUGACUCCUAAAACCAGUGUGAGUGGGAACUGGAUUGAGAUCGCAUACGGGACCAGCUCAGGGGCUGUGCGUGUCAUCGUACAGCAUCCAGAAACGGUUGGGUCAGGUCCACAGCUCUUCCAGACCUUCACUGUUCACCGCAGCCCCGUCACCAAGAUCAUGCUCUCGGAAAAGCAUUUGGUUUCAGUGUGUGCUGACAAUAACCAUGUACGGACAUGGACGGUGACACGAUUUAGAGGCAUGAUCUCCACUCAGCCAGGGUCCACUCCGCUGGCCUCAUUUAAGAUCAUUUCAUUGGAGGAAACAGAGAGCCACAACAGCUAUUCCUCUGGAAAUGACAUCGGUCCAUUUGGAGAAAGAGACGACCAACAGGUGUUCAUUCAGAAAGUCAUUCCCAUCACCAACAAACUCUUUGUUCGUCUGUCCUCUACAGGAAGGAGGAUCUGUGAGGUGCAGUCAGUAGAUUGCACCACUAUCACGUGUUUCACAGUCCGAGAGUGUGAGGGUUCGAGCCGCAUGGGCUCCAGGCCACGACGUUACCUUUUCACCGGCCACGCCAACGGGAGCAUCCAGAUGUGGGACCUCACCACUGCCAUGGACACGGCCAACAAAAGUGAUGACAAGGCCAAGCGGGAGACAGAGGUGGGAGGUCCAACAGAGGAGGAGCUGCUGAAGCUGCUUGACCAAUGUGAUUUGAGCACAUCUCGCUGUGCCACACCCAACAUUAGCCCCGCCCCCUCGGUACUGCAGCACAGCCGACUGCGAGAGUCCUGCUCCAGUCUCCAGCUUCAGGCUCAGGAGCCCAUCCCUGAGACAGCCACCUAUGGAGCCCUGAGGCCAUACCGUGAGAGCCCUCUGCUGGCCCGCGCUCGGCGAACAGAGAGCUUCCACAGCUACCGGGACUUCCACAGCUUAAACCUGACCAAAGCCUUGCUGGAGAACCACGGCCAGUGUGCAUCCACCGAGGAUGAGAUCCGGCAGUCUGUGGGGGAAAACAUCGCUGAGGACGCAGACAAACGAUACUCCACCAUUGAUCUCAGUACAUCAAGAGCAUCUGAAACACAGCCUGCAGUUACGCGUAAACCUCCCGACAGCCCUGGAGACCAGAGGCGCAGAGCUCAUCUGACGGAGGAAGGAGCUUCGGACUGCAGGAGGAGAGGGACGUUUGAGGCCAAUUUUCUAAGCAGGAAAAAGGCUCCUCUAGUUCCAGAACUCAGUCCUCCACCUGCGGGAGCUGAUGGAGGCGGCAGUGACUCGUCCAGCACCGCUUCACCCUCACCAACUAAACUUUCUACUUCCCCACGCCACCGAAAGCCACCCGACUCUGCAUGUGAGUGAUGGUUUACAGUGAUUCGUCAUCACACCAAAUACAAUAAUCUCUGACAAGGAGAAGAAGGUAAAUGAAUGGAGGAUUUCAGAAGAGAAGGAUUUGAGGAUGUAGAUGUGAAGAUCUGACAGCUGGCAGCUAAAAUAAAAACUCACUGUGGACAGAUUUAAAGGGAAAAUGCACACUCACAGUACAAAUGCACCACACUUUUUUUUACGCCUCUUAAGCUUUUGUCAGCCUUUAAAUGUUGACUUCAUUUUUCUUUUCACUUUUCCAAGCUUGAAAAAUAGAAUCAUUUGCCUAAACUUGUCAUCCUCUGGAACAACUGAACAGUAUAUGCAAUCAGUUUAAUUCAGUCAUUUAUAAUUGGUUUUAUUAUGCCUGCAACCUUAAUGCUAAACUUAAGUACAUCUUAAAAUGAAAAUGUGAUCAAUUUAAACGAGCUUUUUAUUCAUUUUAAUGCCAGUUAAAACCUAAAGGAAUGUCUUUCAUGGAUCAAAAAAGGGAGAGUUUAACAGAAUGUCUGACCUGCUUCUAUAAAAGGAAAGUGGACAGAGACUGGGGCUUUUCAAACUCCAACAAGACUAAUUAAAGCACUAUUUAUAUAGUAUUAUAAGCACUGAUUACAGACGCAAAUGCUGUAACGGCCCAUUCACACAUGCUUCCCAUUCACUUUGAAUGGGUGACGUAAAUCAUUGCUGAACUGAAUUGUGGAUCCGUCGGCGCCACUUCAGUGGCAUUGCUCACUGCUGAAGUUGGGAAUUUCUCAACUUUUCAAGCACCAACAGACGCAUCAGCCACUGAGGGGCGCGUUUCCCAAACAACGACAUAACUCGCGGCUGAACUAUUAUAGUACAAUGCAUUGUUUGGGAAAAGAACGAUGUAGUGACGAGUGUUUCCCAAAACACGUAGUUUCUCUUUUGCAGAUCCAUCGUUUGAACCACGUUAGUUAUAACGUAAAACCUCCAUGAUGACGUUCUAAACAGGGUGGAGUAACAACUUCUUUAGAGAAAAAAAACAUCAUUUUUUGUGCAAAUUAUAUUGUUUUACACGAUAACUAAAAAUCUAAUAUUAGUUUUGGUAAAAACAUGCACUCGCUUUCCAUAUUAAUUGAAAUAUAUAUAAACAACACAUAUAGGACCUAUAUAUGUUUCUAAUCUCAUAUAUAAAUCAUAUACAUCUUUAAUAGUUGUAGGUAAAAUUUACAGUAGACUUAUUUAUUAAGAAAUUUAAAAAAUCCUACUUAAUAGCAUUAUUAAUAUUAUUAUUUAAGUAGGCUAUUGUUUAUUUAUUUUUUUAUUUACUUUCUUUUUUUUUUUGAAAGUCUACUUUUACAACACAUUCAAACCACUGCAGAAAUGUUCCUAAAAGGCCCAUGUCUGUAUACAAUACAGAUUCAUUUCUUAAUAAAUAACCUACUAAAAAUGUAACAUAAAUUCCGCUUUUAAAUAAAUGUUCACCUACAGCUUUCGUCAUGAGCCUCGCCUGUGUUCAAAAUGGCAUAAAUGUUUUCAAAGAGCACUGCGAAGGGAACGCAAUUUUCAAUAUGAAGAUCGCUAAAACUGAACUGUAAAAAUUCUUUGAAAGCAAAUUACACCUAAGAGUGAUAACUUUAAUGCUUUUUUAUUUAAAAUCAUUCUAAGUUUAAAUGUUGGAACAUUCUAAAUGAAUAGGGCAUAGGGGGGAUAACAAGGAAUAGAACACAACCAGAAACUAUGCGUCUAACUACAGCACUAGAGAUUAGUAGUUGUAAGCUUACAGGUUUGUGAUACAGUUUGCGCAUAUUCGUUGAAAUGACGGAUUUGGGAAAAGCCUAAUCAACAAACUAUCUUUGUAACAACGGAACUUGCGACCUUAGUUAGCUAGCUCAGAAAGUAGCUAAUUGUGGACUAACUUCAUUGGCUGACGCUGCUAUGGUGAUCGCAUCAGCCCCAACUUCAGAUACGUUCUCCCUCAAGCGUUGAUACUGAAAUCCUGUGUGAAUCUGGCAAAAGACAGAACUAAUCCAUUGAAUAGUCAAGCUUUGAAUAGGAAAUGAUCUUUUUUGAUAUUUGAGUGAAAUGCUAAUGGUCCAAUCCGAUUCAAAUAUUUAUGCUAAGCUAGGCUAAAAGGGCUUCGGCUAGACACAGAGAUUGGCUGAAUAGAUUUAACAUUUUUGGAACUGUUUAUCUCUAGGGAACUUAGAAAACUAGGAACUUAGUAAAACGUAGUAAAAUUAGCCUAUUUACAAAAAGUGGGGUGUUCCUUUAUACACCAGCGCAUCUUAGAAAUAAUUGAGUUCCCUUUUGAGGUAUUGAUGAUAGUGGCCUUUAAAAAUAUAGGGACGGAUUUGCUAUCAUCACCUCUAAUGGAAAAGUCAGUCUAGAUCAGAGGUCUCAAAUUGCCGGCCCGCGAGCCAUUUGUAUAUACAAUUAUGGCCAAUAUAUAGUACUAUAUUUUCCAUCUUUGUUGUAGUUUUACUAAAAAGAAAGAUAAUGAGAAGAACAAUUGCCAGUAAAGUCAAUAAACUUCUGCUUUCUGCUGUCUUAUGCUAUCUGUUAAACUUUUGGCUAAGCAACAAUUGAUUGAGACAGAAUAAUAAUAGUUAUUAUGCCUAUUAUUAUUAUUAAAUUGAAGUAUAUUCAUAGCACUUUAAACUACCCCUACAAUAACAAGAAACAAAAAAAGGAGCUGUGAAUAUCUGAGUGCAUCAGUUACAUCAGGUUUCCACUUUUUUACAUCUGCUUGAAUGUUAAAGCAGGCCUCCUCUAAAUUGUCAGUCACUGAUAUGGCCCCCCACCAAUUUGACCCUUGGUCUAAACACUCUGCUCUCCUUUUUGUACCAUGGAAGACAACAGGAUGAAAAGCAUGCAGUAAUACCUUAGGUGAACUGUUGCUUCAAAUAAAUGGCUUGCUAUUGUCUUAUAAAAUUAGUGUAGUAGUAAGAUUAGCAAACUGAUGCUACUGUCCAUUAGCAGGACCUUCAAAACACUCUGAUGCACUUUAUAUGUCUGUCUUUACACUCAUCCCUUUGUAAAAAAAGAGCCAAGCCGAACCGUGAACUUCUACAAGAAUCAUAAGCCUUUGACGUAUUCCAUUUCUUUCUUUCUUUCACUGAGCCUUGCAGACUGUACAAAGUCUAUGAACCUCCAGCAUGCAUCCGUUUUUAGCAUUUAUUCAGUGCCUUUUGCUAAACGUGGAUAGCUACUGCUGAGAAAUCAAAACAGAUUUGUCUUUGUCAUUCUAACGUUAGAGUUAGUUGGAUUAUUAUCACAUUAUGCAACUGAUUUAAGUGAAACAAUUCAAAAUGUUCCCGCAGAAUAAGACAGCAUUUAGAUGAGCAGUGGUAGAUUUAGGCAUGGACAAUAUGAGCGGUCGCCCAGGGCGGCAUCUUGCUAGUGGCGACAUGGAGAUCCCCCAAACCCCCCCACCACUCCGGUUAUCACUUUUGUUCGUGAAAUACCCCCCCCCCCCCCCCAUCACACACACACAACACACCUCCAAAACCCAUGCCACGAACACCGCUAGGGCGGCACGAUCAUCAUUUGCCUAGAGCGCCAGCUAAGCUUGCGACGGUAUUGUAGAUAAGGACAUUAGGGAAAGGAAAGGAAAGGAACAUAAUGUUUUAAAAACAGCUGUCAGUUUUACUGGUAGAGGACUAACAAAUUUACUAUAUAUUUAAAGUGCUAAAAUGAAUCAAGAAGUUGUCAAUAAUGUCCUUAAGUAUACUUUAUCAUUUGCAUAUUAAGAAUACAUGGUAAAGGAUUAUUUAUAUUUGACAUGAAGUUCAUUUUGAAUUGUCAUAUGAUGAGCAUGGUCACUUAUUCCACAGCCAUUACUGUUUGUGCCCAGUUUUGUUUACCUGAGAAAUGUAAAGUACAUAUCUAACUGUCAAUGAUACAUAUCUAAUGUAGUAGUGGAAUAUUGUAGUUAACUGUUGCUAUGUGAGAUUAUCAUUUUAAUUGUAACUAAAUGAAAGCCUUUACCCAAAUACUUACACUUCAUAUGAAGGAAAAAAUGAGAUUUGAUCAAUGCUAUGCAAUCAGUGAUUGUUCUGACAGUAGGCCUGAAAUCAAUGAAUGAAUGAGUAGUGGAAAGUUCAAUGGACUACAGCAUGAAGUUAAUAACAACAACAACAGCAUAAAGUUAAUCAAAUAAAUGCCACUGCAUGUUUCAGGUGACAUUUCCAACAACGACGUUGCUCAUAAAUCUAUCAAAUCUGUCUAAACGUCUUUUUAAAAAUGUGUUUUGUUGCUUGUUUGCUCCUGUGUGUGGUGAUCUUUUUAAUUACUACAAAAUGGUGUCAAACUGGAUAUGCAUACAUGUGUUUUGAUCACAUUUAUUUUGCACUAAUGAUUUAAUUUUCGCCUUUCUCCUGACAUAGCAAGCUAAAUGAAACUUUUAUAUUUUGUUAAUAAUGUAUUUCGUUUAUGUGCUCUCUGAGAUGUUUCAGCAUUGGGGAAUAUCACAUUGACAAGAGUAUGACACUUUCUGCUUGCUUUUAGAAAUAUCGUCAUAAUCUGAUGUGUUUUUAAGCCUGUUUUUGUAUCGGGUAAGAGAUUAUUUUGUGUUUUUUUUUUAUCUAAUAAUACUUCUCAGAUCAUGACGUGGCUUCAAGAUCAAAGUACAGAUCAUACUUUAUGAAAUAAAAAAAUUAAUAAGUGAAAAUGGUACAUGCACUACAGAUCGGUACUCAGCUUCUGUACGUCUCCAGUGGCUCAAUAAAAUAACCAAAUUCA